This is a messenger RNA of Eubalaena glacialis (North Atlantic right whale), 830 nucleotides long. RefSeq names its product NME/NM23 nucleoside diphosphate kinase 4 (gene NME4). Gene Ontology annotation, molecular function: nucleoside diphosphate kinase activity. The transcript is spliced from 5 exons. The record is from RefSeq and is a predicted model, not a curated record. Gene Ontology annotation, biological process: GTP biosynthetic process; UTP biosynthetic process; CTP biosynthetic process. Bases 52 to 675 code for a protein of 207 amino acids. NCBI's taxonomy places the organism in Eukaryota, Metazoa, Chordata, Mammalia, Artiodactyla, Balaenidae.
UCCCCGGGCCUCUCUCUUGCGCUCUCAGACGGCACUCGCGGGCAGGGAGUCAUGCGCUGUCUCUCCGGGCGCGCGGCGCUGCGGGGGCUGAUGUGCCGCACGCGGGCCCCGGUCGCAAGCCUGCUUGCGCGCUCCAGCUCUGGAGGACCCUCCUGGACCCUGGAGCGGACGCUGGUUGCGGUGAAGCCAGACGGGGUGCAGCGGAGGCUCGUUGGGGAUGUGAUCCAGCGAUUUGAGAGGAGGGGCUUCAAGCUGGUGGGGAUGAAGAUGCUGCAGGCACCAGAGAGCAUCCUUGCUGAGCACUACCACGACCUGCAGAGGAAGCCCUUCUACCCAGCCCUCAUCAGCUACAUGAGCUCCGGCCCGGUGGUGGCCAUGGUCUGGGAAGGCCCCAAUGUGGUCUGCACCUCGAGGGCCAUGAUAGGACACACCAACUCGGCUGAGGCCGCCCCUGGCACCAUCCGGGGAGACUUCAGCAUCCACAUCAGCAGUAGGGCAUCAGGAGACUGUCCCUGGGACCCCCAAGGUGCACGCAGCAGACUGUCCCUGGGACCCCCAAGGUGCACACUGAAGCCUGUGUCCUACCUCUGCCACCUGGCACAGGAACGUCAUCCACGCCAGCGACUCCGUGGAGGGGGCCCAGAGAGAGAUCCAGCUGUGGUUCCAGAGCAGUGAGCUGGUGGACUGGGCAGACGAAGGCCACCACAGCAGCAUCUAUCCAGCCUGAGCACUCAGGGUGCCCUCGGUCACCCCAGCAUCCACCCAGAACCAACUACCUCUGUCGACAAGACCUUGAGCCCACACCCAUGCUCUGCCCAUCUGUCCCAGAC